AUGUCGUCCGUCAAGAUCGAGCGUGACACCGUCACCAAGGCCACCGAGGCCGCCGCGUCUGCUGCAAAGGAUGGCACGCUGCCUGGUACUAGCGGCAAGCACCCAAUUGCUGAGGCUGUGGGCACUGCACUCACCGGCGGCAAGGCCAAUGCCGGCACCAAGGGCUACCUGAUGUGGUAUAUCUCCGAGCUGGAGAAGAACCCGCUGCGCAUGAAGAUGCUCACGGCCGGCACGCUCUCGGCUCUUCAGGAAUUCCUGGCUUCUUGGCUUGCCAAGGACCGCAACAAGCACGGCAACUAUUUCACCUCCAGAGUUCCCAAGAUGGCUGCCUACGGCGCACUCGUGAGCGCGCCGCUUGGCCACUUUGCCAUCUGGUGCCUGCAGAAGGCAUUCCGCGGCCGCACGUCUCUUCGCGCCAAGAUCCUGCAGAUCCUCGUCAGCAAUCUUUUGAUUGCGCCCGUGCAAAACACCGUCUACCUUACUGCCAUGGCCUUGAUUGCUGGCGCCAGGACUUACCAUCAGGUGCGCGCCACAGUGCGUGUUGGCUUCUGGAAGGUGAUGAAGGUUUCCUGGGUCACGUCGCCCAUUUGCCUCGCGUUCGCCCAGAAAUUCCUGCCCGAGGCUACUUGGGUACCGUUCUUCAAUGUGAUCUCGUUCGUCAUCGGCACGUACAUCAAUACGGUCACCAAGAAGAAGAGACUUGCAGCGCUGCGCAAGAAGCACUACGGCGAGGGCCGUCCUGGUUCGCUGCCUCCCCGACCCGGUCCUGACGACUACAACAUGGGUCCCAACCCCCCCUACUAG
Molecule: messenger RNA, 804 nt
Organism: Microdochium trichocladiopsis
Lineage: Eukaryota; Fungi; Ascomycota; Sordariomycetes; Xylariales; Microdochiaceae
Product: Mpv17/PMP22 family protein
Exons: 2
Coding region: 1-804 (267 amino acids)
Cellular component (GO): membrane; cytoplasm
Source: RefSeq, a predicted model, not a curated record